Menidia menidia (Atlantic silverside) is the source of this 1821-nucleotide messenger RNA. The record is from the annotation of a GenBank genome assembly. NCBI's taxonomy places the organism in Eukaryota, Metazoa, Chordata, Actinopteri, Atheriniformes, Atherinopsidae.
ACAGUUCCAACAUGGCGGCGUCCGUAGGAGUGUGCAGUGCCCUCCGCAUAACGAUCGGAGGGGCAGCAUCGCUCCGGACUGUCGUGGGAGCUGUUCAUUUGUCCCACUGGACGAGUCGAGCCUCAGCCGAAUCUCUCCAGAGACCCCCUUCCUUUCCUUUAUGCCCCCCAACAACAUGGCAGCAGACUAGACAUGGCAGCUUCUUCAACAAGCUGACAGCUGAGGAGCUGUGGAGAGGUGUGCUGGCAGAAUCCGGUGCCGGAGCCAGAAAGGGAAGAGGGAAGCGAACUAAACGCAAAUUAAAAAGAGACUUGAAUCGGGGGCAGGUUCUCGGAGAAGGCCGCGGCGGUUUCCUGUGGCCCGGUCUGAACGCGCCGGUGCUGAAAGAAGGUGCCCUGCAGAGCAUGAGCCGAAGAGGCGAGGCCGAGCAGCAGGAGGUCCAAGCAGAACUGGUGCGUCAAAGGGAUGAGUGGGAGAAGAGGAGGAAGAUGAAGGUGAAGAGGGAGAGAGGUUGGACAGGGAACUCCUGGGGUGGCACCAGCCUGGGCCCCCCCGAUCCAGGACCCAACGGAGAAACCUACGAGGGCUUCGACUCGCGCGUCAUCGAGGUGAAGAGUGUGUUCAACAUGACUGCCAAGGAGGGCAGGAAAAGGUCCAUCAGCUGCUUGGUCGCCGUGGGAAACGGCAACGGAGCCGCAGGCUUCGCUUUGGGUAAGGCAGCGGACAGAAACACAGCUCUGAGGAAGGCCAAGAACCGAGCCAUCCACUACUUGUACUACAUAGAACGUUACAACAACACCACCAUUUAUCACGACAUGGAGCCCAAGUCCAAGAGGACGACGCUGCGCAUGAAGAAACAGAACGAAGGGUACGGCCUGCACUGCCACCGGGCGGUCAUCACCCUGUGCAAGCUGAUCGGCAUCAAGGACCUGUACUGCAAAGUGGAGGGGUCGGUCAAUCUGCUCAACAUCACCCGGGCACUCUUCACCGGAUUGGCCAAUCAGGAAACCCACCAGACUCUGGCCGACAAAAAGCAGCUCCACGUGGUGGAGUUCGAGGCCCACCGAGGCCCGCUGCCCACAGUGGUGGCCAGUCCUAAGGAGGGAGCGCGCCUCAGCCCAGAGUCCACCGACGAGAUCCCAAACACCAAGCUGCACUGGGACGACGUCCGAGCCGCGCAGGGCUACAAACGCUCCAUCUGGGCCGGAGUCAAACGCACCAUCUGGUAGAGCCCACAGCCGGACAGAUGGCUGAAAAACCACUGAGACCAGGAGACACUUUCAGGAGGCCACCUUCCUGUAAAAGAUGUCAGAUAAAAUGGGAUCAGUUUGUAAACGUCUGAUUAUUUGUGAACUGGAGGCGGAAGUUAGUAAAUGUUUCUUGAUACUUUGGUAUCUCAUUUGACAACAUAUUUGUCCAGGCACACAAUGAAAAGGCCCACUGUCAAUCCUAUUCAUCUGAGGGGUGUGGAUGUGUUGCAAAAUACUGUAUACUUAUGAAAUAAAGUGUCUUUCCGUAAAGAUAAUUUUUAUUUCAUUUUCUCUCCGAUUUAUUCAGUAAUGGGUGAUAAUGGGUAUUCAUAUGAAACAAAACUUUCACGUGAGUAUUUGCAUUCUGUGUGAUUGUUGAACAUAAGAAAGUCACAAAUCUGUCUCUGGUCAACACAAAUAUUAAAAAGCACUCGCAGUUUUCUGAUCCAUGCAUUUUGUAUGUUGACAGGCUCCAGUGGCGCAAUCGGUCAGCGCGCGGUACUUAUAGGACAGUACACUGUAGAGCUAUGCCGAGGUUGUGAGUUCGAGCCUCACCUGGAGCAUCUACUAU